AUGUAUCCAAGUCCGCCAAUCGCUAUCGGGGCACGACGUGGUGCUCCCGGGACUCGGUUGUGUUUUCCGUUAAUGACGAACGACUACGCGCGGCGGCGCCAACACUCUCCAAGGCUCGCCACGACGUAUCGACGUCCACCCAACGCGUUUGGGACGUUGUUGACGUUCUUGAAAUCAGUCGCAUGUUGUAGCUUUUGGGUAAAGGUCGUUUAUGUGCGUUACCAGCUCCCGAAGGUUCCCCGGCCUUUGCAACGUCACCAAGUAUGCCCUAGCCGCCCUCAACGCAAGUCCGUCUUCGAGUUGCGGCGUGUUUACUGUCAGUCUUCCAACCGCUUCAACACGUUACCGCCUUCAAUCCACCUUUCCAAUGCUCAACACGACGUAUCGACGUCCGCCGAACGCGUUGGGACGUCGUUGACCUUGUUGAAAUCAGUUGCAUGCUGUAGCUUUCGGAUAAAGGUCGUUUACGUCCGUUACCAGCUCCCAAAGGUUCCCCGGCCUUUGCAACGUCACCAACUACAUCAACUACGCCCUGAUCACCUUCAACGCAAGUUUCAUCGAGCCGUACUGUUGAUCUUCGAGUCGUCGUCCGCCCAACACCCUCUCUACAUGCUGGCAAGUUUUUUCGACUGUUCCACAGUGUCUUGCAUCCCUCCUGGCCCCAAGACGACAUUUUGUCUUCUGCAGAAUGGCCCCAUGCCACCCUCUAUCUUCCGGAACUCUUCCACCUUUCUAUGGCUCUCUGAGGCUUCGAGACGACGUAUCGCCGUCCACGAAACGCCCUCUCUAUGCAUGGGAUGGCAAUGGUAG
Messenger RNA from Laccaria bicolor S238N-H82, 810 nucleotides. RefSeq lists its product as uncharacterized. Bases 1 to 810 code for a protein of 269 amino acids. The record is from RefSeq and is a predicted model, not a curated record. The transcript is spliced from 5 exons. NCBI's taxonomy places the organism in Eukaryota, Fungi, Basidiomycota, Agaricomycetes, Agaricales, Hydnangiaceae.